AUGCCUGCCUUUCACACUGGAUUAAUGUUCGCCGCUGUGGCUGCUGUCGCCUCAGCGGCUCCUACCACCGACAACAUGUCUGCCGCCUCUUCAAAUAUACUGGCUAAGCGUGCCGUCUGUUCAUAUACGGGUACCAUCAACCCCACUACUGUUGCCUCUGAUGCGCCUGGCUGCUCCUCCAUUACUUUCAAUGGAAUCACCGUCCCUAAGGGUCAGUCGCUCGAUCUCUCUAAGCUCACUAAGGGCACAACGGUCACUUUCCAGGGUCACAACACUUGGCUCGCCCAGAUUGGCUUCGAUGACUCCCUCCUCAAGAUCGGUGGUACCGACAUCAUCGUUACUGGCGCGGCCGGCGCUCGCCUCGACGGUCAAGGUGCUCAAUACUGGGACGGCCUAGGCAGCAACGGUCCUACACCCAAGCCUAAGUUCCUAGCUGCUCACAACUUGCUGGGCACUUCAGCCAUCAACAACCUCUAUCUGUUGGACACACCCGUGCAGGCUGUUAGCAUCAACGGCUGCAAUGGCCUUAAGGUCAAUAAGAUGACCAUUGACAACAAGAGCGGAAACAGCUUGCCUGCGAACAAGAUGCCUCACAACACUGAUGGCUUUGACAUUGGUGCUAGCUCUAACAUUGUUAUCGACGGCGCUAUUGUCGACAACCAGGAUGACUGUGUUGCCAUCAACUCUGGAACCGGCAUUACUUUCCAGAACGGACAGUGCAACGGUGGUCACGGCUUGUCUGUCGGAUCGGUCGGCCACGGAUCUAGCACUGCCUCUAACACAGUCAGCAAUGUGCAAUUCCUCAACAACAAGAUCAACAACUCCUCCAAUGGUAUUCGAGUCAAGUCGUUUGUUGAUGGUAAGGGAUCCAUUGACAAGGUUACCUACAAGGGCAUCACGCUCAGCGGUAUCACCAAAUAUGGUAUCCUUAUUGAGCAGAACUACAACGGUGGUGAUCUCCCCAAGGGCGUUGCCCCUGGCACCGGCGUUCCCAUUACUGGUCUUACUAUCGAGAACAUCAUUGGUGGUAACGGUGUUGUCGCUAGCGGAACUAAUGUUGCUAUUGAGUGCGCCAACUGCAGCGGCUGGACCUGGAAUACAGUCAACGUGACCGGUGGCAAGAAGUUCUCCUGCGUUGGUACUCCCAGCGCUGUCCCUGCUGGCACUUGCGCUUGA
This is a messenger RNA of Alternaria arborescens, 1176 nucleotides long. Its product is annotated as Endopolygalacturonase. Gene Ontology annotation, cellular component: extracellular region. The transcript is spliced from 3 exons. The record is from RefSeq and is a predicted model, not a curated record. Lineage: Eukaryota; Fungi; Ascomycota; Dothideomycetes; Pleosporales; Pleosporaceae. The coding region runs from base 1 to 1176 and encodes 391 amino acids. Gene Ontology annotation, molecular function: polygalacturonase activity. Gene Ontology annotation, biological process: pectin catabolic process.